CAGACACAAGGAGACGGUACCAAUUUCGUCCAAAGCUUUUCCACACGGCUUCAAAUAACAUUCCUAAAUCUUUUGGAAUGAACAUUUAGAUAUAUGACGUCUAUUAGUGUGCUAAAAUGCGCCACCUUGCACGGUGUUUCCAUUGUGAAAUAUGUGCGGAGUGCACCGAGGUGGGGUGGUUGACUGGGCAGGACAGCACAAGGUGACACACCCCUGCUCUGUAGAAGCUUUCAAUACCACAGUGAGGAGUGUGAGGCACCGACAGUUACACCUGGCAGGCGGCACUGUCAGUAGAAACGCACACCUAGCUGGUAGGAAUAAAGUAUUGGAGGCCCGUCACCUGUGAAAGCUUCUCCAACAUUCACACCACAGCAGCUGAUUCAGUGGACAAAGGAUGACAAACAUCUCACGAUAUCUUGUUACCCACCUGCUGACAUUCUCACUCCAGAAUGGGGAUGUGCAGAGUGUGGAGGAAGCCCAGUCACGUCUCUCCUUCCUGGCUCAGAACAAAAAGCUGUGGAGCCAGCAGAUGUACCUGGAUGUCGGAGCAGAGGCCAUUCAGCUCCGAGACAUACAGACCCAGGAUGAGCUGGAGAGCUGCUCUCUCAACUCCAUCUACCGCUGUGAACCCAUUAACUCAGAAAAACACUUCCCAUCCCUCCUGAUGUUAGUCUGCCAAGGUGCAGAUGAGAAGAAGCCAGACAUCCACUUCUUCAACUGUGAGACCGUGAGGGCAGAACAAAUCUGUGCGGACAUCACACGAGCAGUUUCAAGUCCCUCCAACAGUAGAAGUAAGAAGCUCUCCGAUGCCCUGAGGCUUCCUUCGAGCAGGGGAGAGAUGUUCGACUCCUAUGACAUCCCAGGUUCCCCCAUGGCACACACUCCAAAUCCCCCAUCAGCCCACCUUCCACCUUACCCUGGACUCAGAGCAACAACAAACGCUGUGAAUGGCAGGCCUGAUCUGUCUUAUCUGCAAGCAGAGAGAGAAGUGGGGAUUCUCAAUCACUGUUUUGAUGAUAUUGAGAAGUUUAUGGCCAAGCUGCAGCGGGCGGCAGACGCUACGAUGUUGCUGAACCAGAAGAAUAAGAAAAGUAAAAAAAAAAGUAAAAAACAAAAAGCUGAAGAAGUGUUACUUGCUGAGAAGGCCCGCCCCCCGCCAGAGGAGGAAUUCAUUGAUAUCUUCCAAAAAUUCAAAUACAGCUUCAGUCUGCUGGGCCGUCUGAAAUCAACCAUCUCCAAUCCUUCAUCACAGGAGCUGGUUCACCAUUUGUUCAGACCUCUGUAUAUGAUGGUGAACACGACAGGGGGACCGGCUCUCGGAGCCUCAGUGUCCAGCCCUGCCCUGACCAGUUCUGCUGUUUCUUUGCUACAAAAUAACUUGAAUGAAGAGGAGAGGCGGCUGUGGACAUCGCUCGGUCCCAACUGGACGCUCCCUCGUUCUCAGCUCAGAGGGCCUGUAGCUCCGUACACCCCUGUGUUCUUGGAUGGUUGGAAGCCGGAAGCUUUGAGAGCAGACGGACGGGUUUGGGAGGAUCCAGUCGAGUCACAGCACAAACAUGAAGCCCUCCAAGGAAAACAUGAGCAGCCAGGUCCCCGUGCAGACAGCCGCAUCAGUGAUGAAACAGACGGCAGCACGCCCUCACCAGAGCUCGACAGACUCUAUACCUGCAGUUAUAACUUCAUAGCCAGAAACAGCAGCGAGCUCUCAGUGCAGCAGGGGGAGACGCUCGAGGUGAUUGAAUCAUCCAAGCGCUGGUGGAAGUGUCGUAAUCGGUUCAACCAGGUUGGAUUUGUCCCCUUCAACAUCCUGGAACCCAUGGCUCAUGUAGAAAGCCCCGUCGCCAACAACCACCCCAGUGCUCCCACCCCACCUCCCUUCGCAAAGACGUUCUCUGCAGUCCCACCCAACCCUCCUGCUCUGCCCCAGGCCACUACCCAUUCUGUAAAUCGCCCAAUGAACUUACCGGCGUACAGCCAACAUACACCAGCUGCAGAGGACACAGAUAAAGUGAUGUUGGUGAAUGACGAGCUGCUCCAGAGGCUGACCAAUGGAAAGGCCAGUCGGAACAAACCUCUUAACAUACCUCGUUCUUCAGACACAUCUGUCUCUCUGGACGAUCACUCUCCUCCAGAGGAAGUGGCUAAGUGGCUCAGAGGGAAAGGCUUCAGUAAACCGACGGUGUCAUGUUUGGGAGUGCUGACAGGGGCCCAGCUCUUCUCCCUCAACAAGGAGGAGCUGCGAGCUGUGAUUCCUGAUGAAGGCGCCAGAGUGUACAGCCAGCUCUCUGUGCAGAAAGCACUGCUGGAGGAUGCCAGGAGGGCCACAGAGCUAGAGGCGGUCAUGGAGAAACAGAAAAUGAAGGUCGAUCUGAAAAUGGAGAGCAGCACAUUGUGAGCAGCAGCGGUCAGAUGGAGGAUUGUGCUUUUCUGGUACAGCUGUCACAUUGAGUGAACUCUUGAAUUGUUUACUGGAGAACAAAUGUGACAGUGACUUGACUGUUAAAACGUUUCAUCUAUGAAGAGCAGUAUGCCAUCGUGUUCAUUUUGACAUCAUUACCUCAUCUUCAAACCAAAGUAUGUCACAAAUUAAAGCUUUUCGUUUAAGCAGGUGCUGUGCAAGUUGAAGAUUAACAUUAAAGCACACAGUUUGUCAUCUUU
Molecule: messenger RNA, 2658 nt
Organism: Monopterus albus (swamp eel)
Lineage: Eukaryota; Metazoa; Chordata; Actinopteri; Synbranchiformes; Synbranchidae
Product: epidermal growth factor receptor kinase substrate 8-like protein 1
Exons: 19
Coding region: 395-2395 (666 amino acids)
Biological process (GO): regulation of Rho protein signal transduction; positive regulation of ruffle assembly; Rho protein signal transduction
Cellular component (GO): vesicle; ruffle membrane; plasma membrane
Molecular function (GO): actin binding
Source: RefSeq, a predicted model, not a curated record